Molecule: messenger RNA, 560 nt
Organism: Funneliformis caledonium
Lineage: Eukaryota; Fungi; Glomeromycota; Glomeromycetes; Glomerales; Glomeraceae
Source: the annotation of a GenBank genome assembly
GUCGUCCGCAAUUCGAUGAUAGUGGGGUUGCUUGUAUAUUUGUACAGGAUUCAAAAAAGAAUUUUUAUAAAAAAUUUUUGUAUGAACCUUUCCCGGUAGAGUCCAGCUUACAUAUGCAGCUUGAAAAUCAUUUCAAUGCCGAAAUAGUUGCUGGUACUAUAAAGUCAAAAGAAGAGGCAAUGAAAUAUCUUUCUUACACUUAUUUAUAUCGUAGAUUACAUCAAAACCCAGCUUAUUAUGAAUUAAAAGAUGCCGAAUUCAAAACUAUUGACGAUUAUCUAUCCGAACUGUUUGAAAAAUCUAUGAAAGAGUUAAGUCUUUCUUAUUGUAUUAAUAUGGAUGAUGAUUUUAAUGUGGAACCGACUUCCCUUGGCAGGCUUGCAUCAUAUUAUUAUCUUUCACAUAAAACGAUCAGACUCGUCCGAGACCAUAUUAAAAAUGAUUCAACCAUCCGAGAUAUCUUAGGUAUAUUAUGUAAUUCAGACGAAUAUUCUGAACUUCCGGUUCGACAUAAUGAAGAUCUCCAAAAUCAAGAUUUGGAAAAGGAACUUCCUUGGUCU